Messenger RNA from Suillus bovinus, 2415 nucleotides. RefSeq lists its product as uncharacterized. The record is from RefSeq and is a predicted model, not a curated record. Bases 36 to 2120 code for a protein of 694 amino acids. NCBI's taxonomy places the organism in Eukaryota, Fungi, Basidiomycota, Agaricomycetes, Boletales, Suillaceae. The transcript is spliced from 2 exons.
AGGAAUUUGUUCAGACACCGUCGUCGUCGUCCACGAUGAACACGACUGCGUCUUCUAGUCCACCAAGAGCGGCGGUACCGACCAAGAAGCACCCUACAAUCUUACCAAAUGCACAUCCGUAUGCAAUCAAGACGACGUCCUCUGCUGUUCUUUCACGUUCGAACUCAUCGCCGCACUCAUCACCCUCAGUCAAACAUCAUUAUGUUCCUCCGUCGCCAACUCGCCCGAGGCAUGGUUACGCGUUUUCCCUUUCGUCUGUUGAAGGUGUGAGCGUCAAUGAAAUCCCUGGACCUUCUCCGUUGCCUGUCCCCCUCUCUUUUCAUUCCACCCCUCUAACACGUGCAUCUUUAUCUCUCAGUGACGACGCAACGCCUUCUCGCAGACUGAAGCGUGCAGACACGCUACCACCCUCUGCAAGUGUACCUGUUCUUAAUAACAAUGAUGUUACGGAGGACAAUGAUAAGCUACCUCGCAACCCCAAGCACUGGUCCACUGACGACCUCGCUUUACAUCUUGCCACUUCACUCCAGGUGGGCAGCCAGCUGAGCACCGAAGAUCAAGGACAUCUCAUUCGUGUGAUCAAAGAACAAAAUUUUACCGGUAGAAAUUUCUUGAGAUUGACUGACGCUGACCUUGCAAGCCUGUCUCUGACACCUAGUCAGCGACUCUAUCUGCUCGAGGCUUCCCGUGCCUUGCGCGCAGAUGUUCUCCGUGGUCGCAUAUGGAUGGACUCAUACCAUUCUAAAGACAUAUCUGCGCGCUCAAAAGGUGUUUACACGCGAUCCGUACGCAGCUCUAAUUCGCCUUUCAACUGCGAUCUGUAUAAUUUCUCCACUUCAUCGGUGGAUUUAAUUCUCCCGCCAUCUGCCUCCAUAGGAGCUGAUGGGGACUUUGCGUCAUCCCCAGCCGUAACUUUGAAUCGCUCCAACUCUGUCUCAGAAUCAUCCGCGCAGAGGUACAGAGACCUUGCACGUAUGCGAGUCAGGAGACGUGGACAGGUUAAGGGUCUUGUUGAUACUUGGGAGCGUGAAAGAGGUGCCGUCAGCGGGAGUGAAGGCUCUAUGAGUGGCAGUGAUGCCGAUAGUGACAGUGAUAUUCCAUCCGCUGAAUCACCCGUGCCGCCUGCCCUUUCAAAUUCGACGAUCAAUCUAAUCACCCCGCCACCUCCAUACACAUCACUCAAGGAUAUAAGGGACGAACCGACUAUUGAGGAGCUCUUGACGUCCUCUGGUCCUAUAAAAGGUGCACGUGCUUGGGAAGAGGACUAUGGGUUGGGAGAGACCGUCAAGCGGAUCUCCGUUAGUGCGCCUGCCCCUUUGCCUUUGGCAUCUACAUCUCCGAGCGUGGCGGCGGCGGCGGCGGUCGAAAUUAAUCCCGACUCAAAUGGGUCUUUAGCAGAAUGCAGCCUCGGCAAGUUCAGUGACCUUGGAAACGGUCGAGCUAACACUCAGAAGCGAAUCGUGACUGCGAUAUUUACCGGAGGUUCCGACAAGAUGGACAAUGUGUCAGACAGCAUACCUGUGGACAACGUACCUCAGGCCAAUUCAGAUCCAGGGGAGGUAGUGAGCAUCCUUGAUGCAGUCGAGUCACCCGAAGGCAUCUUCCUUGCGCCCGACCAAGUUGCAGCACCUUCCGAUGAUGAUACUGUCUUUGCAAUACUUGAAGCAUCCAUUGCGUCUACUCGAGCACAGCUUGAAGCCUUCCAAGCACGUCUGGAAGUCAUCGAAGCACAGGUCGUGACCCAGGAAAGUUUCAGCCACGCUCGCCUUCGUCCUGAAGAAGCUCAGGAGCUACUCAAUGAACAUCGACCCAUAAACCAUUCUUGUACUCAUGAUUCAUUCCCUGCUCCGGACGACAUCGUCUUCUCCGGUUACCGUCUUGGUUUGAGAUCAUUCGCACGCUCAAUCAUUGCUCGUACAUUGGGAUGGUUGUAUCCCUACUCUCAUCCUGGUGCACACCCUCGUCCAGAAGUAAAGGCAACACGUUCUCAAAGGCUGAGCUUUUCCCUCGUACAACCGCGCAUUUUACCCGAGUUUCGGCUAUCCUACUUGAUCGUGUUCUCUUUCGUGCUGUGUACAGCCGUUUUGCGCAAAGUAGGAAAAACAAUGCGGAGGCGUUAAUCCUGGUACCUAUCCAGUUGAUCUCCCAUGAGCACUUCGAUAUUCUUGACAUGUUGACCCUUGCUCUGCUCCAAACAGUUGUAUAUCAUUCCUCGCAAUACCGGUAUCAUAUCUAUCGUUUAGUCUCUGAGCUCUAUCUAACCUUGCUUUUUGGUUUGUGCUUGUUCUCCUUUCAAUUUCCUCCCGUUAUGCCCUUCGCCUCAUAGCACUCUACCCUUAGGAUUGUUCACACCAUUAACACGACAUUCAUAACUACGUUCUCUGCGCCAAUACACAUACAUGUGCAAGACCCAAA